Molecule: messenger RNA, 3454 nt
Organism: Cavia porcellus (domestic guinea pig)
Lineage: Eukaryota; Metazoa; Chordata; Mammalia; Rodentia; Caviidae
Gene: Cabyr
Product: calcium binding tyrosine phosphorylation regulated
Exons: 5
Coding region: 2109-3260 (383 amino acids)
Biological process (GO): sperm capacitation
Cellular component (GO): cytoplasm; sperm fibrous sheath
Molecular function (GO): calcium ion binding
Source: RefSeq, a predicted model, not a curated record
AUUAUCCCAUUUUACAGACAGUGAGAAACUCAAGCACAGGAAGGCUAACUGACUUAUUCCGGUGAACUAUUUCUGGUAUCGCUGGAGCAAAGAAUAGAAAACAUUUCCUGGCCACCAAAUGAACAUUCUUUUAUCAAAGGGGAAAAUCCCUAACCGUACUAAUACCCCACAAUAUUUUAUGUAUUAAAAGCACAAACGCUCUUCAGCUGAAGUUGUGACAUCUAAAAUAUUCAUCUGCAAAUUGUCUAUAAAACUUCUCGAAGUGAUGAGCGCUGGUUUUUCUUUGAAAGCCAACCAAGCAGGAGCAGAUAGAAGACAAUUUUAUAACUGAAAGUAUGCCUGUUAGCUGGUCUAUUAGAAAGCCCAGUCUGUAGAUAACACCGUUAUCUGGUCGGGAGCUAGGAAUCACCCAGCCUGUGAGUUGACUGUGAUCUGCUUGGUAACUUUGCUUGUUGUAAAUUGCUCUUUUCCCCUUGCUGAUGAAGAAAAUAAUCACACAAGUAGGUUAGAUAAAUAACAUGUACAUUUUAGGAAUUUCUCUUUGUGAAAAUUGUCUAAUAACCAACAUUUUGGAACUCUUAACAGAUUAACUGGAAAGAUGUUUCUUCAAUGUAGGCUUUUGCCUCAACAUAUUUGAUGGUGAAAUUAUUUGCUGGGCUGUCUGUUGCCAGGAUUUAAUCAUUUGCCCCUAGCUCAGGUUGUUCGGUAUUUUAGAAAUAGUCCAAAGUUCUUUGUUUUAUCCCUUCAUUGCUAAUUUUUGUCAAUAUUUACUUUACCUCUAUGCCCAGUUCUGAAUACUUGUGAUUUUCAAGGAUCUAAAUACCUGGGUCAUUUUUAAGAGUCUUUGCUAUCAUGUGGCUCAAUCUUUAAGUGUUUUUUAAUUUAUAUUGAGCUAAAUAGUAUCAUUUUAACAUAUCCUUCAUUUACAUAUCUUUUUGGCUGAGGCAUGAUCUUAUGUGAUAUUAAUAUCUAAAUAUUUAUAAAAUGUAAAAAAAUCAGCUUGAAAAAAAAUCAAAUUUAAUCUUGUUUCCAGGAGGAAUUUCUUUGGAAGAAGUUACCCCUCACUGACUUGCUAACAAUCAUGUUUUCUCAUCUCUGCUAUUGAUCAUUUUGAGUGGACACUUUCCAGAGUAUUUACUCAGCUUGGCUUCCUGCUAUGAAUCAAAUGUAGAUUUUAUGUUUUUAUUUUUAUUUUUUGAUACUGGGGACUGAACUCACGACCUCAUGCUUUCUAGGCAGACGCUUGUGCCGCUAAGUUACAUCCCCAGCCCUUUAUUUUUUUAAGAGUAGGAAAUGUCUGUUGGGGGGUUAGAAAUAGUUCUUGAGAGAGAGGAGAGGUCCAGGAUUGUGACCACCAGGCCCACGUAAUUUAUACAGCGAAGUCACAACAUGGGUGCAACAUGGGUCAAACUACAGUCAACUUAAAGAUAUGUGUGGAUUUUAGAUAUGAGCAAGAGAGAAAAGAUCGCUAUUCUGUGUGCACUGAAUUAGUUCAUCCAUAAGCCAAGAAGAGAAAAUUUUUCUAAAGAGAGAAAUAGGUGCCCCAAAACACUACAAAGUGACUACAGGGUAGAACAUUACAAAUCUUUCCAGUAUACCUGUUACCAUUUGUCUUUCUUCAUCCAAAGUGUAUGUGGUAAACUUUUCUAUUAUGAUCAUGGAGCCUUCUGAAUCGUGAAGCUCCACUCCAGUCAUUCAUGCUUGAAUUUUCAGUUCAAAUAAUGUUCAGACUAUUAUUCCAAAUUCAAACAUUGCAGAGUCUUGUGCUUUUAAUUUUUGAAAAAAACCUACUUGUACAUAACUUACUGUGAAAAUUAUUUUCAUUUCCCCAUAGGGAUUUCAGGAUUUUAAAGUAUGUUUGUGUUCAGCUCAGUUCACUUUGACAACCAGGUUUUCUUUCCUACUCAAAGCAUAGGUCUGUCCAGCCUCAGUUCAGAUAACCCCCGUGCUCUAGCUGUGGUGGGAGAUCACCGGCAGAGAGUGGAGGGAGAUUCCAAACCACAGUGUGAAAACACCGGACUCUUAGAUUGGCUGAAACCCAAGCACACGCUAAGUGAAGUAAUUAUCUGGUCGCACCAGGCCUUUGAGAUUACAGACAUCCUGCCAAAAUGAUUUCUUCAAAGUCCAGACUUGUCGUACCCUAUGGCCUCAAGACUCUACUUGAGGGAGUUAGCAGAGCUAUUCUCAGAACUAAUCCAUCAAACAUCACCGAGUUUGCAGCAGUUUAUUUUAAAGAACUUAUAGUAUUUAGAGAAGGGAAUACUUCUCUGGAUAUAAAAGAUCUGGUUAAACAAUUCCAUCAGAUUAAAGUAGAGAAAUGGUCAGAAGGAAUGACAUUGAGCAAGAAACUAGAACGUUUAAAAGAAUCCGAAGGAACAGCGGAGGUCUUCCAAGAACCUACACGGAUGGAAAAAUGCACAAACACAGAGGAGGACAAUAUUUCAGGUCCACAAUUCAUCAACAAAACCACCCAGUUUCCGACAGAAAGUGCUGAGUGCCUGCAGCCUGAGCCGGCUGAAGCAGUCCCCGGAAACAGCCCUUCUUCCAAACCAGCCACGCCUAAGGCCGCCACCCCACCCACGUCACCAUCUCCAGCGCCUGUCUCGGCAGAGUUUGCCUAUGUCCCCGCCGACCCGGCUCAGUUUGCCACUCAGAUGCUAGCAAUAGCAACAAGCGAAGCAGGACAAUCACCACCAUAUUCUAGCAACAUGUGGACUCUUUAUUGUCUAACUGAUAUGAAUCAACAAAGCCGCCCAUCACCGCCACCUGCACCUGGGCCUCUCCCCCAAGCAACCCUCUAUUUAUCUAAUUCUAAGGAUGCACAGUUUCUGCAGAAUUCACCAAAAGUUACUUCUACUUACGUGAUGAUGGACGACAGCAAGAAGACCAGUCCCCCGCCUUUUAUUUUAGUGGGCUCAAAUGUCCAGGAAGCACAGGAGUGGAAACCUCUCCCUGGACAUGCUGUCGUCUCCCAGUCAGAUGGCUUAAAGAGAUACACCACAGUACAAGUGCCCAUUGCUGUCGCUGCAGACCACAAAUUCCAGAAACACACCCAGAGUCCCCAGAAUGCUAGUCCUCCUACAAGUGGACGCGAUGGCCCCAGGCCACAAAGCCCAGUUUUUCUUUCUGUUGCUUUCCCAGUAGAAGAUGUAGUUAAAAAAGGCUCAGGGUCUGGUGACAAACACACUCCUUUUGGAAGUUACGGUAUCGCAGGGGAGAUCACUGUGACCAGUGCCCAUGCUCGCAGAGCAGAAUCUUAAGUCUGGUAGGUGAAUCUUCCUACCGUAGUACAGAGGCCUUCAUACACUUGAGUUCUCAGCAUUUUGAUUGUCAACCUAGAGAUUGAGAUAUUUUAAAAAACUGAAUUGACAGAACGAUGAGUCGGGGGCAUACUGAAUUUAUGGGUUGUCUCCAACUGCAUACUACUUAAUAAAGGCCCAGUAAUGUGAACCAA